Messenger RNA from Erigeron canadensis, 2399 nucleotides. RefSeq lists its product as uncharacterized. NCBI's taxonomy places the organism in Eukaryota, Viridiplantae, Streptophyta, Magnoliopsida, Asterales, Asteraceae. The transcript is spliced from 12 exons. Bases 392 to 2323 code for a protein of 643 amino acids. The record is from RefSeq and is a predicted model, not a curated record. Gene Ontology annotation, molecular function: oxidoreductase activity, acting on the CH-OH group of donors, NAD or NADP as acceptor.
AACAAUAAGAAGGUUGCAGUUUGUUGUGAACUUUGCAUGACUUAUUCCCUUGACUUAAUAGUAAAUAUAAAGCUGAUGUAUUUAAAAUAGCAUCUCAAUCGAAUUCUUGUUAAAAGUACUGUUUGCCAUUUUUUGGAUUAAUACAAUACCAAUAGUUGGUGACCAACCAUUCAUUUCUCUCCAAAAAGGAUCAACAACUAGCUGCAUCUUGUCUAUAUUUGAAAAUUUCCUAAUUGCCACCAUAAAUAUUUGAUUAUUUUUAGUUAAACGGAACUUUAAUGGCUUUAUUUUGCUUGUAAACAAAUCAAACUUGUAAAACUGUAUUUAUGACCAAAUUGUCAAUUAACAACUCUCUCCAACUUUUGAAUAACAAGUUACCUAAAAGUUCCUGAUGAGCGGAGAAGGGAGGGUUGUUUGUGUUACAGGAGCAUCUGGCUUCGUAGCUUCAUGCCUUGUUAAGCUCUUGCUGGCCCGUGGCUACUCUGUUCAUGCUACUGUUCAAUCCCUUGAUGAUCCGAAAUUAACAGACCACCUACGUGCUCUUGAUGGAGCUAAGGAAAGGCUUUCUUUGUUUGAAGUUAACUUGCUAGAAGAAGGAUCUUUUGACUCUGCAGUUAAUGGCUGUGAAUGUGUCUUUCAUACUGGCUCUCCAGUUUUAGUUUCAGCUUCUGAUCCGCAGGUCGAAGUGAUAGAUCCUGCGGUGAAGGGGACACUGAAUAUUCUCAAAUCAGCUUCAAAAGUUCCAUCUCUCAAGAGAGUCGUGUUGACACUUUCCAUUGCUGCAGUUGUAUUUACAAAAAAGCCUCUGGAGUCUGGUAUUACAGUGGAUGAAACAUGGUUUUCAGAACCGAUAAUUUGUGAGCAAAAUAAGAAUUGGUAUGCACUUUCAAAGACCCUGGCUGAAGAUGCUGCGAUUAAAUUUUCUAAAGAGAAUGGCUUGGAGUUGAUAGGUAUACAUCCAGGCUAUGUGAUUGGUCCGUUCUUACAACCAACUCCCAACCUUGCUGCAGAGGGCAUUAUGCGCUUGAUAAAAUCCGGUAAGGAUGUAUUCCCAGAUGGAUUGUACAGACUUGUUGAUGUGAGAGAUGUUGCUACUGCACAUAUACUAGCUUUUGAAAACCCCGAAGCUAAUGGUAGAUACUUAAUGGUAGGGUAUACAGUUCGAUCUUUUGAGAUCGUGAAGAUCAUAGACAAACUCUACCCGAAUCUUGGCAAUUUUGAAAGGUCUGAAGACAGCAAGUGUAAUGAGCCGCUACCUUACAACAUAUCAAAGACAAGGGCUGAAGGCCUGGGCGUUGAUUUUACUUCACUUGAGAUAACCAUUAAGGACACCUCGCUACUCAUGAACGGAGAAGGUAAGGUGGUCUGUGUUACGGGGGCUUCUGGGUACAUAGCCUCAUGGCUUGUUAAGUGCUUGCUUGAAAGUGGCUACUUGGUUCAUGCUACCGUACGCUCUCUUGAUGAUCCAAAAAGAAGUGAACACCUACUUGGUCUUGAUGGAGCUAAAGAAAGGCUGUCUUUGUUUGAAGCUAACUUGAUGGAAGAAGGAUCUUUUGAUUCUGCAGUUAAUGGUUGUGAAUGUGUCUUUCACACCGCCUCUCCUGUGUUAAUUUCAGUCACUGACCCACAGGCACAACUGCUAGAUCCUGCAGUGAAGGGGACACUUAAUGUUCUUAAAUCUGCUGCAAAAGUUCCUUCUCUCAAGAGAGUCGUCUUGACAUCUUCCAUAGCUGCGGUUAUGUUUGGCAAGGAGCCUCUAGAAUCUGGUGUUAUGGUGGAUGAAACAUGGUUUUCAGACCCAGAAAUUUGUGCCCAAAAGAAGCUGUGGUAUCCCCUUGCAAAGACACUGGCAGAGGAUGCUGCUGUGAAGUUUUCAAAAGAGAACGGUUUGGAGCUGGUAGCUCUACAUCCUGGCUAUGUGAUUGGUCCUUUCUUUCAACCUAAUAUCAACGUUGCGUCUGAGGGCAUCUUAAACUUGAUAAAAACUGAAAAGGAUUUAUUUCCAGAUGGAAUCUAUAGACUUGUUGAUGUAAGAGAUGUUGCUACUGCACAUAUAUUAGCAUUUGAAAACCCUGACGCUCAUGGUAGAUAUUGCAUCGUUGGGAAUAUGACUCGUUCUUCAGAGAUCUUAAAGAUUGUAGGGAAGCUCUACCCUGCUCUCAUCAAUUCUCAAAAGUAUGAAGAUGACAAGUGUGUUGAUCCGCUACCCUACAAUGUAUCAAGGGAAAAGGCAGAAAGUUUGGGCGUUAAGUUUACCCCAGUUGAGGUAAGCAUCAAAGACACCAUUGAAAGCUUGAAGGAAAAGAACCAGCUCAGCUUCUAAAGCACCACACCAAGAAAAUCUGCAACUGAGAAUUAUGUACUCCUUAUAGGCUUAUAUGAAACAUGGAAUGCUAUGA